CAAAUUGCUCCUAAAAAACUCGAAGGAACCUUUCAACUAUAUAUGUAUGUAUAUAUAUAUAUCUACAUUGAAAACCAACCAAGAACAUGUAGACAGGCUCUCAACCUUUCCUUUGAGUGGAGAACUGUUCCACUUUCUUCUUGUUGUUAUCUCUUCUUUAAAUCAAACCAACUGUCUUUGUUUCUAAUCCAACCUCUUUGUAGUAGUCCACAUUUUCUUGUACAGAUUUUCAAUGGAAAUUCAGUUCCAACAACAUAAGCAGCAUAAAAAAUCAGGUGUUCCAAUGAGCAAAACAAGCAAAUUCAAGGGAAGAAAUAGGCCUAACAACAAUAACAAAAAGUUUGUUGGUGUUAGGCAAAGGCCUUCAGGGAGAUGGGUAGCUGAGAUCAAAGACACAACGCAAAAAAUAAGGAUGUGGCUUGGCACCUUUGAGACAGCUGAAGAAGCUGCAAGAGCUUAUGAUCAAGCUGCCUGCCUCCUUCGUGGAUCAAAUACUCGUACCAACUUCAUCACUCAUGUCUCCUUGGACUCUCCUCUUGCUUCCAGGAUUCGUAAGCUCCUCAACAACAAGAAAGCAGGAAAAGAACAACAAAGGGAAGAAGAAAAUCUUGAAGUCUCUACCCCAUCAAACAGUACCCUCAGCAGUAGCACUAGCAUUAGUAGCAGUAGCACUAGCAUUAGCAGCAGCAGCACGAGUGAUACCAAUACUCCUAGUGAGAUAAUCAAUGAUACCCAGUUUUUUGACGAUGUAUACAAACCAGAUAUGAGCAACUGCAGAGAGGAAUUUGAAUUGGGUUCUUCACCUUCUGAUCUUUCAUGGAGUUUUGGACCUGGGUUCGAUUGCUUUUCAUUUUCUCAGGAGGUGCUGGACUUCCCCAGACAUAUGCCUUUGCCAGAGACAAUUGCAAGUCAUCUGGAAUUCACAGAAUUUGAUAGGAUGAAAGUGGAAAGACAGAUAUCAGCAUCUCUAUAUGCCAUGAAUGGGGUGCAGGAGUACAUGGAAACAGUUCAUGAUCCUAUUGAAGCUUUCUGGGAUCUCCCACCAAUAUGUUAAUUACCUUAAAAGAUUGGCCGCCAAGUUAGAAGAACAGACACCAGUUAGAGAUAGAGGUUGAAAUCUUGUUGUCUAUAUUUGUUCUCCUGCUGUUUUGAAAAUGUUACAGCAUAAUUUACGGAAAGUCACCUCUAGUGUUUCUAGAAAGUCUUCAAAGUCAUCAAUGAGUGCAAAGUCUAAGAAAUCAUGUCUACUAAAAUAUAUAUUUGUUCUCCCCUGUUUAAA
This is a messenger RNA of Hevea brasiliensis (rubber tree), 1279 nucleotides long. Its product is annotated as ethylene-responsive transcription factor ERN1. Lineage: Eukaryota; Viridiplantae; Streptophyta; Magnoliopsida; Malpighiales; Euphorbiaceae. The record is from RefSeq and is a predicted model, not a curated record. Bases 233 to 1054 code for a protein of 273 amino acids. Gene Ontology annotation, molecular function: DNA binding; DNA-binding transcription factor activity. Gene Ontology annotation, biological process: regulation of DNA-templated transcription. The transcript has a single exon.